Molecule: messenger RNA, 3830 nt
Organism: Saccostrea cuccullata (small rock oyster)
Lineage: Eukaryota; Metazoa; Mollusca; Bivalvia; Ostreida; Ostreidae
Product: ras association domain-containing protein 2-like
Exons: 11
Coding region: 546-1994 (482 amino acids)
Biological process (GO): signal transduction
Source: RefSeq, a predicted model, not a curated record
UCAGCCUUAGUUAUGUCGCAGACAUCGGACACCUAAGAAUGUAUCACAUUUCAUGGGAUGUUGGGCCAAUAACGUGUCCCGCCCCACAUUGUUAUAAACUAAAUGAGCAUUUGUUGACCUCGAAAUACCUUUAAAAAUGUUAUGAGAUUUGGGCUCAAGAGAGCGUGAAGUUCGCGAGGGUUGCAGGCUUGACAACUUAUAGAGAACAGUUCAAUUGCGAGACAUUCCUAGUGGAUAAAAACAUUGUUUUCUGCGAGGAUCAGCAGAAGGUUUUCAAAUCCUUCCAAAUGUGGACUUUAAACUUGAGUAUAUACUUCAAAUGUUUACACCUGGAGUUGAUUUGAAUACCCACUUUGUUCGAUUUCAAUGGUCGAUGUCUUAUCGACAUGCUCUGUGAUUUUUCAAUGCCACCAGUUCCUCUAACACAGAUCACAGGAGUUUAAUUGUCAACGGAUUUUCCUUGUUUAUAUCAGGAUUUUUAUACUAUAUGCUAAUAUGAAGAUGAAACAGAAAUCAAUAUAUGAUCUCUGAAGCUAACGUUUGCCAUGGAUAAAUGUCCCAAAUGCGGAAAAACUGUCUACUUUGCUGAAAGAAAGACCUCACUGGGGAAACAGUGGCAUCCCAAUUGUUUGAGAUGUGAAGAGUGUGGAAAAAUCCUAGCACCGGGUCAACAUGCAGAGAGGAAAGGGUUGCCAUAUUGUCACAAACCAUGUUAUGCCAAGCUAUUUGGCCCCCAGAUGAUGGGAUAUGGUUCCAAUGUGGUGUCACCCGCAAACUUCAAGAGAAACGGUGACGGCACACUUUAUAACGGAGAAUAUGAUUUUGAUUUGAAAGAAGUGUUCGAAAGUGGAAAGAUGAUACACAGUAACGGCAGUCCGCAACAUAACAUUAGUCCCAAACUGAAACGCAAUUCUCACGAAGUGCGUGAAGCCAAAGCAGUCCCAAAUCAAAUCAUGGAGUUUGACUUUUUCUCCAGUCCCCCAAAGAAAACUCCCCAAAAGGACCCGUCAGAAUACACACCGCGAGAACGAGAGCUCAUAAAGAAGAUAAGUGAAUUCAAUGCUUAUUAUGAAGGCAAGAAAAGACAAUCCCUAACUAUCAAGGAGAGGACAGAUAAAUUGGUGAUAGAAGGACCACUCCGUAUUUACUGGGGGGUUGUAAAGCCAAUCAAGUUACAGGAGUUUGACAACGUACCCUCAGUCCCGUCUCCGACAUCAUGGCGACACAGUUUUGUUCCCGGAGACCGAGUCCCAGAAUCAAGUCCAACUCUAAAGAGGUCAAGAUCCCCUGAGCCAUCGUCUCCCAGAGCGACAAGUCGAGGCGUGGAUGACAGUGUCAUAUUCUCCCCACCAGAUGGCGUAGUGAUGCGCAGGAAAAACAUUAAAAAGUUCAACACAGUGGCGUAUCGUGGAGAUGCCAGGCCUGAUAAAUGGAAAAGGGCUUCCAUAAAUGGACACAUUUAUAAUUUUGAUACCAGAGUCUUCACCCCUGUACUGGGCAGCUGUACCAGUGUUACUGUAGACAGUCAAUGUACAACAUAUGGAGCCAUCAAAACACUGCUGGAAAAAUUCAAGAUAGAGAACCAGCCUGAAGAAUACUCGCUUUACCUCGUAUCAGAGACUGAAGGUGAGACACUGUUAAAGGAAACAGAUCACCCUCUGUUGGAGAGGAUAGCUCGGGGUCCAGACGAGACCUCGGGGGUCAAGAUUUACCUGAAGGACCGUAUCCUGACUGUCAGGAAAAAUUCGCUAGUGACUCAGCCUGUGGUUGAAGAAGAAGAGGAGGAAGUGAUUGAACAAGAACCAGUCAAGGUGGAACAGAGCUUACCACACGAGGUUGAACAGUUGAUUGCGAUACCAGAGCCUGUGUUACGGGGGAUACUGCAGAAAUUCAAAGACGACGAGGAUAGAGAAAUCAGAACGAUACGAGCCAGAUAUGACCUCUCAAAAAGACGAUUAAAGGAAAUGUUAAAAGACAAAGUGAAAACGAUGUGAAACUGGUGAUUUGGACACAGUUGUGUCCGUUGUGUACGAACUUCAGUAUUUGAAGUGUAACACACACAGAGAGAGACAGAUUCUCAUGUUGCCAGUUGCCAGCAGUGUGCCAGUCAGAGAGACAAUGGCAGGAACCCAUUUUUGCCAAUUUCUAUCAAUAAUGAUUGAUCAAGCAGCUAAAUCAUCCAUACAUCUAUGUAGGGCAGUGAAAAUGCUCAGGGCCAAAAUGGGUCAGAAUCACUCAUUCUGUAAUUCAUGUUUCGUGCUUUCUUGACCAGUUUUUCAUCCUCCAUAUAAUUAUACAUUGACACAUGGAAUACAUAUUUGUGUUCAGAUGUAUUUACUGCAGUUUGCAUUUCAAAUUUCUUAAGUUCAGUGAAGUUGUUGAAGUAUGAGUUAUUGAGAGAGAGAGAGAGAGAGAGAGAGAGAGAAUACAUAAUUUUUUUUUUCAAAAAAGUGCUGAUGCAUCAAUGCUAUAAUAUAUUUCUUAAACUGUUAGAUCCACCUCAUAUGAAUAGAUUGGCCUUGUGCAAGUGUUGAACUUUGAACAAUUCAAUUAUGAGGUGAAUUGAGAUUUAUUUUUUCCUUUAUAUGUUGAUAGAUAACCAAACAGACCAGUAAUUAUUUUACCUUUAUUUGGACACACAAUUAUCUUGCAUAUAGGAUGAAUAAUUCAAAAGUCUUAUCCUUUUCAUUUGUGUAUUAUUUGACGCUCGGUGAUCUUCAACAAUGCUAUACAAAAAUAUAUCGAUUAUAUGGAUAUUGUUAUAGCAGGAAAUAUAUCGUGUAUAAAGGGAAUAUAACUUAUUAAAAAAAUUAUUUUGCAUGUGGUGAUGUCUGAGAAGCUAAUUCUUUGUGGCCUAACAGUAGCAUUGAGGUGUUUCAUGAAUGAAUUAAUACAAGAUACAUGUAGUUUAGUAAUCUGGAUGUAUAGAUUUUAUUAUAAAACAAGGAAAGUUUACUUUUAAUCUGAAAACUUAAUUGUAAUAAUCAAGAAAGCAAUAAUCCCUUAUUAUGCAAAAAUAAAAAGUAUCAGUAUAUAAACAAAGUCAGAGAUAUAUAUGUACUUGGAAUUAAUUGGUUAGAAGAAAUUUUCAUCACAUACAUGAUUGUUACUACAUUUACUGCUGAUAUUUUGUACCAGUUAAGAAUCAAAUGCUGAACAAAGGCAAUAAGAAUGGAUGAGUGUGAAUGUUCAAGGAAUGUGUGAUAAAAAUACUGAGAUUCAUCAUUGAUGUCUUUCUGAUUUUGUAAAAUCUAAAAAAUUGUUUAUGCAGUUUCUUCUCUCUGUUUUAUUUUUGUUAUCUCCUUACAUUCCGCAUCAUUUUGUGCUGAGCUCACAGUAAAAUUUUACUAGUAAAUGAACUGGGUCAAAACGAUUCAAUCAUGCCAUUUCUCUAGAAAAAUGUAUGGAGAUUUAAAAAUUUUUUUCUUGACAUUGUUACUAGUAGUAAGCAUGUUUCUUUUUAUUAUGAAACUCUAUAGCUACCAUAUUACAUACCAUCUAUGAUCAAAAUUGAAAAUAUUUAGUAAUACAUGAUAUAUCAACCUGGUUGACAACCCUAUAUUCACUGUAGAUGUUUUUUUUUCAAAAAUGCUUCAACCUCAAAACUUUAUCUAUAAUACUUGUACUUUGUUUAGCAGUAAAACCUUUCUGCCCUUUACCAUUGUCUUUUCCCAGAUUGCGUCCCUUUGAUUUGUUAUAAUUAUCUACCCUUGUUGCUAACAGUGAGAGCCUUUAUGUAUUGUUUGCAAUAUGGUGAUAUCAAAACAAUUAUAUGGAAUAAAAGGCUUUCAUCAUUGUGUUAUGAGAAUAAUAAUGAAGAACAAGAAGUU